ACUCAAAAAACCAGUUUAUUUACUGAUCACAUUCAGUAAGAAUUUACGUCGCGCGCGGCAAAAGUAUACAAGCGCGUUGUAGAUCUUAUAGGAAUUCAUUGUUGGCGUAGUUUAAUUUUAUGUGUGUUAUAAAAGUUUUAAAUUACAAUUUUGUGUUAACAAUUACUAAACACGUUUAAUAUAUGAAUAGUUUAUUAACUAUUUAUUUACAUGUUGUAAAAAAACGUAUUUCAAAACCGAAGGUGUGUCUGUCGUAGGUUCGAAUUUCGAAUUGCGAGUGAACAUUGUUUGUGCAUUCACGUGAAAAGGAAAAUUGUUACGUGCAUACAAAGCCGCUAAAAAGAGAUGUUAGUUCAGUGUAAAAUAUUUCUAACUCAAUUGUUGCUUACUUGAAUGAUUAGUUCGUACUGACAUCGGUACGAGUUAUGAACUAAACAUGUGCAGAUAACUGGCUUGGUUGAACCAAAAAUCUUGAUGUUAUCUAGAAGGUUCUAUGAUAUUGGCUAACAUGUAGUCAUGGCCAGCGGCAAAGUACUAUAUUCUAUAGCCGUCGUAGUACUCGGUUUUAUCUGCUUUGUUUGUGGAGCGGUUGCAGUUGGUCUGCCAACCUGGGGUCAUUUUUAUAGCUUAGAGAAUCCGAACUUCGACCAAGGCUACUUCGGACCAUGGCGGGUUUGCAAGAGGCUGCUGUAUUACAGAGAGAAAUGCGGCACGGACGUCUCGAAGUUUCGACCGUCGACGGCAGUGUAUAUAUCAGGAGUUGUGGCGUCAGUCGGUGUGUCCGUCUUGGGAGUAUUUUGCAUACUGUCAGUACUGCAACUGGCCAUGAUAUCCUCGAAGGAGAAAGUUGGAUUCAAGUACACGCAUCUUGUGCUGACGAAGCUGGCUUUGGCACUUCUAGCAACGUUACUGUCUAUAGCAGCAGCCGGACUGUUCGCUGUGCAGGGCGAUGACAGGGGAUUUUAUCUCAUUAGAGGCGAAGCUUUCUAUGUGCAGAUAGUAAGCAUAGUGAUAAAUUCAGCGUUAUUUAUAAUGUCGUUGUACGACACGCUGUUUUCUCGGAGAGUUGGGGGUGAUCCGACGAAUCCCUUGGGGGAGGUGGAAGAUAGCACUACGAUUAAUAAUCCAGGAUUUAAAGAAGGACGAGGUAUAUCAAUGACAGAUGCCUCUGGGAAGCCGUACAGCACAAACGGUCAUGGAAGCGUUGCAUCCAUGAACACAACGGCGACAACGUUAACUGGUCUAUCUGACGCGAGUACAAUAACGAGGUCGCCCCUAAGAUCAUCGUUGAAGAAACCGAGGCCCAGAGAAGGUGAACCAGGGAGUAUGGGCAAGUGGAACCACGGUUACUCGAACAACUCACCGCCUCUCAAUAGAAAUGGAAGUCAGAAAAAGGUACGCAUACAAACGCAUAGCACUGAAGUUUAAUAGACUAUUGCUGUAUAUUUUUAUACAAAUAUUUUAAGACCGUCCCUAUAUAAACACCAUUUAUUACUGCUAGAGUAGUAUGUAAUGUGCGAAAGAGUUAGGUAUUAUGUAUACCUGCCAUUAUGCGUGAAAGAGAUGCAUUGAUUUUUGUUAAUAUUUAUUAUCCGCUGUGCGAUGAAGAUGAUUAUAGAUAACCGUACCGAUAUUAAUCAUGCUGUAUAAACAUAAAAUAUACAGCUGUUUUCAUGUAGUAGAAUGUAAGUUAUAUUAGCACAAUUCAUUGAUAUUAUUGCGUGGUAAGUAAAUAAUUACAUUUGGUUGACAUAUUUCACAUAAUGCAUAAGGUGGAAAAUCAUUUACAAAUUCAUCACUUAAAAUCUUAAUUAAUAAGAAAUAAAUAACUAACCUAAAAUGAUUAUUAUUAAUAUAUAAGAACAUUUUUAUACAAUUUCUAUAUAAUGAAAUCACAUUUAAACAAAAAUAUACAUAUGUCGUACUAAGAUAAUUUUACAAUAGAAAAAUUAGUCUAAUUAAUCUAAAUGAUUUAUAAAUACAUAUAUAAUAUACCCUGAAUUAUAUUUUGUAUCUGAAAACAGCCACAAAUUAAACUGCCAUUCAUAUCAUAUUGAUUUCACUUGAUUUGACCAAAAAUGGAUUUUGUAAUUUGUGUGUAUUAUAAAAUUAUAAUAUGCAGGUGUUAGGUAUAAAAAAGCAGAGUAUAUCCUUUCUUGGGGCUCAAGCUUGCUUAAUACGAAAUUUCAUCAAAAUCGGUUCAGCGGUUUAGCUGAGACAGCGUAACAUACAGACAAAGUUACUUUCGCAUUUAUAAUAUUAGUAUUUAUUGUUUCAAUCUAUAUUAUAUAUAUAUCUAUCUUAGUAUAUCUGUUUGAGAUUAGUAAGAACAAUGUUUGAUCGAUUACCAUGGAAGUUGUCACAUAUAUGUAUUUUCUUCUUGGAUGUUUUUAUAUUAUCAGCUUUGUUGUAACUCGCUGCUAAAUGGCACUGCAACUUCUAUACCACUCAAUUCCAUGACAUUUGGUGUAUAUACACAGGCUGACAUUACCUAUAUGCGUAUAUAUAUCAGCUGGUUAUAUUAUAAUAAUAUUCUACAUACAAAUAAAUUUUUAUUUACAAGCUUAAAUAUUAAACAAAAGUCUCCAAUAUACAAAUCAAUUGAGUGAUGAAUAAAAAAAAUGAAUUUUUCAUAUUGAUAUUAAUGUAAGAAUCUCAAUCAAUUAAGUUUAAAUAUGCUGGCUUCUUUUGCCUGCUCAGAGACUUUGAGACAAAUAUUGCGCACUAAAAAUAAGACAUUAUUAGUAUUAUUGUGUUACGGUUGGAAAGGUGAGUGAGUCAGAGUAACAAUAGGCACAAGUGAUAUGACAUGUUAGUUCCCAAGGUUGGUGGCGCAUUGAUGAUGUAAGGUUAAUAUUUCUUACACCGGCGAUCACCACUUACCAUCACGUGGCAUCUGCCCUAUCUAUAUUAUUAAAAAAAAAAACAUUAAUAUUAUAAAAUUAAAUACGUUUCUCAAAUGUCUUAAUCAUAUAUGUCUUCAUUAUCUUAAUAAAAAGAUGCAGGUAUUUGUUUCCAACGGCCCAUUUUAAUGAACCAAUUUAUGAUAUAUCAACGGAUAGGAUAGAAUAUAUUUCAAAAGUAAAGUGUUAUUUUUUUAAUGGAACAAAGUCAUCUAUUGAGACUUUCAUGUAGUUUUGGCCACACUUUUAAAAUAAAAACAGCCCUAUAUACAAAUUUUCUUAUAUAUACAAUAUUUUUACAUCUUUGUCUACAUUUAUUUUUUUAUAAUUAUAUUUAAGUUCAUAAAAAGAUCAUUUCUUUUAAAUUAUAUUCGCAAUAAAAUAUACUUUAAUUUUUAUAUAGGAUUUUAAUUGAUUAUUAAGUAGUGAAUUUUUUUUAUUGUAUCAGCACUCACAGCUUUUGUGUGUAAUAUUAUUAUAUUAAACUUGACUUUCCACUGCUUUUUGUCAUGAAAAAAUUUCAGUUAAGUAUCAAAAAUUAUUAUAAAGGCUAAAUUAUGUCAUGAAUGUAAUAUAUUUAUUUUGUAUUGUCACGACAUUAUAUUGAAAAUUUAAAAUUUAAUUCAAAUGUAGGAAAUAUCAUGUGACUGAAAACGUGCCACUAAUGUUUGUGUCGUCAUAAUGUUACAUAGAGCUAAAUUUAACAUUAUGACGUCACAUACCCUCGCAAACUCGUGGGUUCGUUAAGUUUCAAUUUAUUUGAUGUUUUCAUGUUAAUUAUAUAAAGUGGAAAGCCGGUUUGUUUAAGACAAUUAGUUUAAAUAAAGCACACAUUUAUUGUAUAUGUUGUUUGAACAUAGUUCUAAAUGUAUUUGUAUUACACAUGUUCAUAAAUAUAAGCACAAAGUGUUUAUUAUAAGAAAAAAAUAAAUAUUUUUACAUGUUUUCUAAUUGACUGUUUAUUUUUAUGGAAAAUGGAAUUUCUUUUAAAUUAAAUAUUAAUUAUGUUAACAUAUUCAUAAUAAAACAUGUAAAUAUUUAUGUGCCUAUCUAUAUUUGAGUUAUUUUAUAUCGGUUGUAGCCAUUGUAAUAACAAAACUUUAUAUCAAAAUAUGUUAUAAAAAAUGUCGGAAACAUUAAAAAUUAGGUAAUAUGGUGCGGUUGUUUUCGAUUAAAAUAUUGAUAUUUGCUCUUACUAUGCUUAAUGUAAACCAUUUAUUAGUAUCGCGUUGACGUUCAAAUUGAAUGCAAUAUAUAUAAGGAGUAAAGUUUAGUUAAUAAUUAUUAGAUUAUUGUAAAUACACGUUCAUAUUAUAAGAGAAACCCACCAGGCUCUUUCCAAGACCAUCACAUUAAUUUAGUUUAUAAUUAUUUUAGAGGGAACAAUAUUGUUUUUGCGAAAUAUUUAUUUUUUUAAUAAAAUUCGUGCCUUGGCCUUUAAUGUGUGCCUUGUCCAUUGCCUUCUCAAGUCAUUAUAAUAUUAUUUUGAGAAAGUGUUAAUUAUAAUUUAUUUACUUAUAUUCUCUAAAAUUUCCAUUAACUAGACAUAAAGAAAGAUAAAAUUUGUGUCUAUGAGGCAUAGACAAAACUUGGAAUUUAAUUUAGUAUAAAAUACUUUCAUAUCUUAAGUUAUUUAUCCGUCCAAAUUCUGGUCCUUGUUUAGUUGGAGACCUUAUUGUAAUGCUAUAGUGAUGUAAGAAAAAAAUGUGUAAAACAAGAAUUUUAUAAUUGUUAUUAUAUAUCGUUGGAAUUUUUUUGCAAAGCAAAUGUUUUUUUUUUCGCUUAAGUCUUAGAUGUGUUGGGUUAUGAAAUCAAAAAAAAAAACAAUCUGAAAUGUAUUAUUAUUUUAUUUGUUUUAUUUCGGAACCAAUAUUUUAAUUUAGUUUUUAUUUACUUGUAUGAUACUAAUCUCCGUCCGAUGUUUGACUACUUAAAUAUUUGUUUUAUUGACAUUUUUAAUUAGAUUAUUAUAAAUAAA
Messenger RNA from Nymphalis io (European peacock), 4881 nucleotides. RefSeq lists its product as uncharacterized. The transcript has 7 exons. Bases 517 to 1428 code for a protein of 303 amino acids. NCBI's taxonomy places the organism in Eukaryota, Metazoa, Arthropoda, Insecta, Lepidoptera, Nymphalidae. The record is from RefSeq and is a predicted model, not a curated record.